Cyprinus carpio (common carp) is the source of this 4818-nucleotide messenger RNA. Its product is annotated as calcium-transporting ATPase type 2C member 1. Gene Ontology annotation, cellular component: Golgi membrane; plasma membrane; endoplasmic reticulum. Lineage: Eukaryota; Metazoa; Chordata; Actinopteri; Cypriniformes; Cyprinidae. Gene Ontology annotation, molecular function: P-type calcium transporter activity; ATP hydrolysis activity; ATP binding. Gene Ontology annotation, biological process: intracellular calcium ion homeostasis; calcium ion transmembrane transport; manganese ion transport. The record is from RefSeq and is a predicted model, not a curated record.
GAACGGUAGUGUACAGCAGUUGUGAUACAGUUUUUGUGAUUAUUUUUUAGCUAGUGACAGCAGACUGUGGUCUUGUUUCUGAGUAGGGACGCAUUUUAUACAGCAUUUGUACAAUACAAAACGAACCGUGGAACGAUACCAGUUUUGCAAAUUGACCCGGAUAGCUCAGAUAGCACUCAUUCAUUAGUAUAAAGAGUCUGUUCAGAGAGAGGUGAGAAUGUGGGAUUGGCUCAUCCAGGUUUAAGCUGUUGCCACUCUUAAUUAUGGGAAUCCGCUAAGGCUCAGACAUGUAAGAUCUUCUGUAAGAUACUUUCUUUUAUCUUUACGCUGGAGUGAUAGUGCAGGAAGAAUACGGUGUAACACUUCAAGAUGCUAGGCUGAUGUAUGGGGUGCUGUAAGAUUCAUGCUGGAUCUGAUGCUUAACAUGAAACAGACUACAAAAGAUUGCCGAGUGUCAACCCCACUGUGAAAAUGAGACCAUGGUUCCAGUACUGACUUCGAAAAAAGCCAGUGAACUACCUGUGAACGAGGUUGCCUGUGCACUGCAGGCUGACCUGCAGUUCGGUCUCACCCGGGAGGAGGUUACACGACGUCGCACCUACCAUGGAUGGAACGAGUUUGACAUUAGCGAAGAGGAACCCCUCUGGAAAAAAUAUAUCUCUCAGUUUAAAAACCCACUCAUCCUGUUGCUGCUGGCAUCUGCUGUCAUCAGUGUGUUGAUGCGUCAGUUUGACGAUGCCGUCAGUAUCACAGUGGCUAUUAUUAUUGUUGUUACAGUUGCCUUUGUACAGGAAUACCGCUCAGAAAAAUCCCUGGAGGAGCUGGGGAAACUUGUGCCUCCAGAAUGCCAUUGUGUUCGAGAAGGACGUCUGGAGCACCUUCUGGCACGAGAGCUUGUGCCUGGAGACACCGUCUGUCUGUCAGUCGGAGAGAGAGUUCCAGCCGACCUGCGCCUGUUCGAGGCGGUGGAUCUGUCAGUCGACGAGUCCAGUUUGACAGGAGAGACCACCCCCUGCACCAAGACCUCUGCCCCUCAGCCGGCUGCCACCAAUGGCAAUAUCACGUCCCGCAGUAAUGUUGCCUUCAUGGGUACGCUGGUGCGCUGUGGGAAGGCCAAGGGCAUUGUCAUAGGUACUGGAGAAAAUUCUGAAUUUGGCGAAGUUUUUAAGAUGAUGCAAGCAGAGGAGGCUCCUAAAACCCCAUUACAGAAAAGCAUGGAUUUGCUGGGAAAACAGCUCUCCCUCUAUUCCUUUGGGAUAAUCGGGGUGAUCAUGAUGGUCGGAUGGCUUCAGGGGAAGUACAUUCUAGACAUGUUCACCAUAGGCGUCAGCCUGGCUGUGGCAGCUAUCCCAGAAGGCCUCCCCAUUGUAGUGACGGUAACUUUGGCACUGGGAGUGAUGAGGAUGGUGAAGAAAAGGGCGAUCGUUAAGAAACUGCCUAUAGUGGAGACGCUGAGCUGCUGUAAUGUGAUCUGCUCCGAUAAGACAGGCACUCUCACAAAAAAUGAGAUGACAGCUACUCACCUGUUCACCUCUGAUGGACAGCACGCUGAGGUCACUGGUGUCGGGUAUAACAAUUCCGGCGAGGUAUUGCUGGAUGGAGAGGUGGUGCAUGGCUUCUCCAACAGCUCCAUCAGCAAGAUUGUGGAGGCUGGCUGUGUGUGCAAUGAUGCAGUGAUCAGGAGCAACACCCUUAUGGGCCGUCCUACCGAAGGCGCCCUCAUCGCCCUGGCUAUGAAGAUGGGUUUGGAGGGGCUGCAGAAGGAGUUUGUGCGUCUCGAAGAGAUUCCCUUCUCCUCUGAGCAGAAGUGGAUGGCAGUCCGCGUCGUCCAUCGCACCCAGCAGGAUAAACCUGGCAUAUUCUUUGUGAAGGGUGCCUAUGAGCAGAUCAUCCGCUUCUGUACUACUUACAACAGUAGAGGCGUUGCUCUGUCUCUGACCCAUCAGCAGAGAGAGCUCUACCAGCAGCAAAAGAGCUACAUGGGCACUGCGGGUCUCAGAGUGCUGGCGUUUGCUUCUGGAUCUGAGAUGGGCGCUCUUACCUUCCUGGGGCUGGUGGGCAUCAUCGACCCUCCCAGAGCAGGAGUGAAAGAGGCAGUGGCGACGCUGAUCAGCUCUGGAGUGGCGGUGAAGAUGAUCACAGGGGAUUCACAAGAGACUGCAGUGUCAAUUGCAAGUCGACUUGGCCUCUAUACCAAAGGUUCUCAGUCACUAUCUGGAGAUGAAGUCGACCAGAUGGACAUCCAGCAUCUCUCUCAGAUAGUGUCCAGGAUAGUGGUAUUCUACAGAGCCAGUCCUAGAAACAAGUUAAAGAUAGUUAAGUCCUUACAGAACAUUGGUGCAGUUGUCGCAAUGACGGGAGACGGUGUUAAUGACGCGGUGGCUCUGAAGGCAGCAGACAUCGGUGUGGCAAUGGGUCAGACUGGCACUGAUGUCUGCAAAGAGGCAGCAGACAUGAUCCUGGUUGAUGAUGAUUUUCAAACUAUCUUGUCUGCUAUAGAGGAAGGGAAAGGAAUUUACAACAAUAUUAAGAACUUUGUGCGUUUUCAGCUGAGCACGAGUAUUGCUGCCCUCACCCUCAUUUCCCUGGCAACUCUUAUGAACUUCCCCAACCCUCUGAAUGCCAUGCAAAUCCUUUGGAUCAACAUCAUCAUGGACGGCCCGCCAGCCCAGAGUUUGGGAGUAGAGCCUGUCGAUCGGGACGUGAUCAGGAAACCUCCACGGAACGUCCGAGACAGCAUCAUCACCCGCAGUCUGAUAGUGAAAAUCCUAGUGUCGUCCUUCAUCAUUGUUUGCGGGACAUUGUUUGUGUUCUGGAGAGAGCUGCGGGACAAUGAGAUCACCCCACGGGACACCACCAUGACGUUUACCUGUUUUGUGUUCUUCGAUAUGUUCAACGCUCUCAGUUCCCGAUCACAGACACGGAUGGUGCAUGAGAUGGGCUUAUGCAGUAACAGGAUGUUCUGUUAUGCUGUUCUGGGCUCCAUCAUGGGCCAACUCCUGGUCAUCUACUUCCCUCCCCUACAGAAGGUCUUUCAAACUGAGAGCCUCAGCAUUUUAGAUCUGCUGUUCCUGGUGGGCCUCACGUCAUCUGUGUGCAUGGUAUCGGAGGUCAUAAAGAAAUUAGAGAGACUCAGAGGAGGAGAAAAAAUGGCAGACACUGAUGAUUUCCAUGACGUAUGACGCACAUUGUGUCCCGUGCAGGAGAUGGGAGGGUGGGGCUGGGGCACGUGAUUUGGAAUGUUGCUCAGACCUGUCUCUUACUGUACGAAACUAUCAGUCAGGUCCAACCUGUAUGUACAGUUCCUUUUUAAGGUCAAGACCAGGAGCUGAUUGUGGAGCAUUGAACUGGUCCUGACUGAAAUGUCGUCUCUGACACGUGCUCUUGCGCGUCGAAAUGCUUUGGAGUGCUGCUUGAUGACUGUACUACUUCCCAUAGGAUCUGGACGAACUUUAUUUAUAAGAUACUGUAUCUGUCCCUACAGUGGCUGUACUGAAUUCUUGAUUUAAGGGAUGUAUUAUGAUUUUUGUUAUAAUAUUAUUAUUAUUAUUAUAAUUAUUAUUAAAAGGAUGUUGUGUCUUUUAAAUCUACUUUUGUUUAAGCAUUUCUGGUUAGAGGUUUGUGGAACAAUGGGGAUAAUGCCUUUCUGCAUUCCAGAUUCCAAAUUAUGCUUGAAUAAUCAUUUAUUUUGCAUUGGAGACUGUUGUAAGCUUGUGCCCUCUUAAACCAUGAGAGGAAGGUCCAGUUUUUGGUGGAACGGACCACUUAAAAUCUCAUGUUUUGGGUCUCAACGACACUCGGUGUGAAUUAAGGCAUACGUGAUAUGCUAAAUCGUCACAUAAUGUACUUUAUAGCAUCAUGGAUGCCAUAUUCUUUUUAUAACACCAUGAAACAGGCACUGUUUAGGUUCUGAUUUAUAGUAAAACACUGCAAAGGCUUUUCUUGUAAUCUGCUUUUUAUGAUGACUUUCUAUUUGAAGAUACAGGAUCCCACAUUAUGAUGGUGUUAUGAGACUACAUAGUCCCACUUUUUGAUUACCUACAACGUACAUGCACUAUUGGUUCUUAUAUCAGACUGAUGAUUAAUACAACUGGCUUGUACAGUUACUUAUCAGUUCCUCUGUAUUUACACAGUAUCAAAACUUUCUUCUUUCCUUAUAAUACUUCCUUAUAAUACACUGGUAUUAGGGCCAUCUGAAAAUAAAAUGCUUUUGCCUUUUCACUUUACUUUGGCUUUUUCUAUUGUGGUAUUCAUUUCCCCAUCUGUUUAGGUGAAUGCUUAGUUCUUUAAAGGUUUAAUGAUGUAGUUGUCAGUUAAAUGGAUGCUUAUUUUGGCUGUACAGAAAUGUUCGACUAACCAGUCCUGACACUACCCCCAAACCCCCCUCCACCCACCCAUGCCAAAAAACCUCAGUGCAGCCCACCGGCAUUGUCUUAUUCCCAUCUGCCAACACUGUAUCUUGUUAAUAAGGUACAGCUAAAGAUGAAAUAAUUGAGUUUUGCAGUAUGCGAUCAUGUUUGUCCUUUCUAUUGCAGGUAGUGUUUCAUUAUUAUCACUUUUGUCUACAUUUAUUAAUUGGUGAGAUUCCUUUUCUGCCCUUUCUGUUUUCUGGCAUUGCUGUUGCUUUGAAAACAAACAAUGUAAUACACUGAUAUUAAACAGUAUAAAAAUGUUAAAUGAAGGGUGAUAGGUAAAAAGCUUAUUUUUUGAUGUUUUUAAGACUGUAUUUAUUUUGUGUUUUGCACUGCUGAAACCGGUAAUCUGUUGUGGUCAUUUCAGAACACAAUUGUACAAUAAAAUUUUUACAAAUUUAAAAAA